Molecule: messenger RNA, 924 nt
Organism: Dovyalis caffra
Lineage: Eukaryota; Viridiplantae; Streptophyta; Magnoliopsida; Malpighiales; Salicaceae
Source: the annotation of a GenBank genome assembly
AUGCCAUCUUUAACAGCAACUCUGCUCCCAGCCACUAAUGGCAAUCCAAUUCUCUCUGCUCUUCGGAGAUUGAAUCCUAACCGCCAAUUAUUGUCUCACAAGCCAAUGACAGUAACAGUCACAGCCAACUCGAAUAGUGCUAAUGUUUACGACAGGUCUUACUGGAUCUCUAUAAAUGAUGAGAUUGAUGCUCAUUUGAAGCAGGCCAUUCCCAUAAGACCACCACUCACCGUGUUUGAGCCCAUGCACCAUUUGACCUUCGAUGCUCAACAGACCACCGCUCCAGCCUUGUGCAUAGCUGCUUGCGAGCUUGUUGGUGGCAACCGGGAUCAAGCCAUGGCUGCAGCAUCUGCUUUGCGCCUCAUGCAUGCAGCUGCAUUCACUCAUGAGCACAUCAUUUUAGCAGGCAGCAGGGCCAGGAUUGGUCACUCCUUCGGACCAAACAUUGAGCUUCUAACAGGAGAUGGGAUGAUACCAUUUGGGCUUGAGUUGUUGGCUACUUCUGAUGAUCCGACGCAAAACAAUUCGGAGCGGAUUUUGAGAGUGAUCAUUGAGAUCACACAAGCCAUGGGUUCGCAAGGGAUGCUAGAUGGGCAAUAUAACCAAGUUCAAUAUGGUCAAUCAGACUACAUUGAUCAUGUUUGUAAGAAAAAAGAAGGCCGGUUUUAUGCCUGUGCAGGCGCAGUCGGAGCAAUAUUAGGAGGUGGAACCGAGGAGGAGAUAGAGAAACUAAGAAGGUAUGGUCUUCAUGUGGGCUUGGUGCAAGGAGUACUUUCUAACUGGUUUGAGAGAAAAGAGAAGGGGUCAAUGGAAAAGGUACUAAAUGAGCUAGGAAAUUUAGCACUUAAAGAAUUAGAAGGUUUCGACCAAGGAAACGUUCUGGCGAUUUCUAGCCUUGUUGAGACCAAUUUCAGCAAUGCUUGA